This is a messenger RNA of Otolemur garnettii (small-eared galago), 6417 nucleotides long. It is a transcript of the gene INPP5F, whose product is annotated as inositol polyphosphate-5-phosphatase F. Gene Ontology annotation, cellular component: clathrin-coated endocytic vesicle; early endosome. Bases 194 to 3592 code for a protein of 1132 amino acids. NCBI's taxonomy places the organism in Eukaryota, Metazoa, Chordata, Mammalia, Primates, Galagidae. Gene Ontology annotation, molecular function: phosphatidylinositol-4-phosphate phosphatase activity. Gene Ontology annotation, biological process: phosphatidylinositol dephosphorylation; regulation of endocytic recycling. The transcript is spliced from 20 exons. The record is from RefSeq and is a predicted model, not a curated record.
AGGCCUCUACGGCCGCCGCGCCGGGGCGCGUUCUCCGCCGGCGGGUCGGGCCCCCCGGGCGUUCCCUCGCCGCUGCUGCUCGGCGCCGUCCCUCCUCGCUGCUCCCUGGAGCGCGGGCUCCGCCGGCCGUGGCCAACGAGGGCGCCCGUGCUCCCCCCGCGAGCCGCCGCCUCCCUCUGCGCGCGGGGCCGGCAUGGAGCUCUUCCAGGCUAAGGACCACUACAUCCUGCAGCAGGGCGAGCGCGCGCUGUGGUGCAGCCGCCGCGACGGCAGCCUCCAGCUCCGACCCGCUACCGAUCUACUUCUUGCCUGGAAUCCCAUUUGUUUGGGGUUGGUAGAAGGCGUUAUUGGGAAAAUUCAGCUUCAUUCAGAUCUUCCGUGGUGGCUUAUUCUAAUUCGUCAGAAAGCGUUGGUGGGCAAACUCCCAGGAGACCAUGAGGUCUGCAAAAUUACCAAAAUUGCUGUGCUAUCACUUUCUGAAAUGGAACCUCAGGAGCUUGAACUAGAGCUCUGUAAGAAACAUCAUUUUGGGAUUAACAAGCCAGAGAAGAUUAUACCAUCUCCUGAUGACUCAAAGUUUCUGCUGAAGACAUUUACACAUAUCAAAUCCAAUGUAUCGGCUCCUAAUAAAAAGAAAGUUAAGGAAAGUAAAGAGAAGGAGAAGUUAGAGCGAAGAUUACUUGAGGAAUUGCUGAAGAUGUUCAUGGACUCAGAAUCCUUUUAUUAUAGUUUGACCUAUGACCUGACUAAUUCGGUGCAGAGACAGAGCGCUGGAGAGAGGGCCGGCCGGCCCCUCUGGCAGAAGGUUGAUGAUCGAUUUUUUUGGAAUAAAUAUAUGAUAAAAGAUCUUACUGAGAUUGAUACACCAGAUGUGGACUUUUGGAUUCUCCCUAUUAUCCAAGGUUUUGUGCAGAUUGAAGAACUGGUGGUAAAUUAUAACGAAUCAUCUGAUGAUGAGAAAAGCAGCCCAGAGACCCCCCCCCAGGAGUCCACCUGUGUAGACGAUGUUCACCCACGAUUUCUAGUGGCUCUCAUUUCACGCCGAAGUAGGCACAGAGCAGGAAUGCGCUAUAAACGAAGAGGCGUGGAUAAAAAUGGAAAUGUUGCAAAUUAUGUGGAGACUGAGCAGUUGAUUCAUGUUCAUAAUCAUACCCUGUCAUUUGUUCAAACACGAGGCUCUGUUCCUGUCUUUUGGAGCCAAGUUGGGUAUCGAUAUAAUCCAAGACCUCGUCUGGACAAAAGUGAAAAGGAAACUGUUGCCUAUUUCUGUGCCCAUUUCGAAGAACAACUGAAAAUUUACAAAAAACAGGUAAUUAUUAACUUGGUAGACCAGGCAGGAAGAGAGAAAGUUAUUGGGGAUGCUUACCUGAAGCAGGUGCUGCUGUUCAACAACUCACACCUCACUUAUGUCUCCUUUGACUUCCACGAGCACUGCCGAGGAAUGAAGUUUGAGAAUGUCCAAACACUCACAGAUGCCAUUCAUGACAUUAUUCUGGACAUGAAGUGGUGCUGGGUCGAUGAAGCUGGGGUAAUAUGUAAGCAAGAAGGGAUUUUUCGCGUUAAUUGUAUGGACUGCCUGGAUCGCACCAACGUGGUCCAAGCUGCCAUUUCAAGAGUGGUAAUGGAACAGCAGCUGAAGAAAUUAGGUGUGAUGCCCCCAGAGCAGCCAUUACCUGUGAAAUGUAAUCGUAUCUACCAGAUAAUGUGGGCUAACAAUGGUGACUCCAUUAGCAGACAGUAUGCUGGGACAGCCGCCCUGAAGGGUGACUUUACAAGAACAGGAGAAAGGAAGUUAGCAGGAGUUAUGAAAGAUGGAGUGAACUCAGCAAAUAGGUAUUACCUCAAUCGAUUUAAGGAUGCUUAUAGGCAAGCUGUUAUAGAUUUGAUGCAAGGCAUUCCAGUGACAGAAGAUCUUUAUUCCAUAUUUACCAAGGAGAAAGAGCAUGAAGCUUUGCAAAAGGAAAACCAGAGAAGCCAGCAGGAGCUAAUUAGCCAGCUCUUACAAAGUUACAUGAAGUUACUAUUGCCCGAUGAUGAAAAGUUCCAUGGGGGCUGGGCCCUCAUUGACUGUGACCCCAGCCUCAUUGAUGCUACUCACAGAGAUGUGGAUGUGCUGUUACUGCUUUCUAACUCUGCCUACUACGUGGCCUAUUAUGAUGAUGAAAUUGAUAAAGUAAACCAGUAUCAAAGACUAAGUCUAGAAGACCUGGAAAAAAUAGAAAUAGGUCCUGAACCCACUCUUUUUGGUAAGCCAAAGUUCUCCUGCAUGCGACUGUACUACAGGUACAGAGAAACAAGUGGCUAUUUCCACACGCUGAGAGCUGUAAUGCGAAAUCCAGAAGAGGAUGGAAAAGAUACCCUCCAGUGCAUUGCAGAGAUGCUGCAGAUCACCAAGCAAGCCAUGGGUUUGGAUGUACCCAUAAUUGAGAAAAAACUUGAGCGGAAGAGCAGUAAACCUCAUGAAGACAUCAUUGGUAUCAAAUCUCAAAACCAAGGCUCUUUGGCCCAGGGAAAAAAAUUUUUAAUGAGCAAAUUUUCAUCUCUAAACCAAAAAGUGAAGCAAACCAAAUCCAAUGUAAAUAUUGGCAACCUACGAAAACUAGGAAACUUUACAAAACCUGAAAUGAAAGUUAAUUUUCUAAAGCCAAAUUUAAAAGUAAAUCUUUGGAAGUCAGAUAAUAGUCUUGAAACCAUGGAAAACACAGGAGUGAUGGAUAAUAAGGUCCAGGCAGAGUCUGAUGGGGACCUAUCUUCAGACAAUGACUCAUACCAUUCUGAUGAAUUUCUUACAAAUUCCAAGUCUGAUGAAGACAGGCAGCUAGCUAAUUCUUUAGAGAGCGUAGGGCCAGUAGAUUAUGUUCUUCCUAGUUGUGGUAUCAUUGCUUCAGCACCUCGACUAGGCAGUCGAUCCCAGUCUAUUAGCAGCACUGAUAUUAGCAUUCAUGUUCCUUCAGAGAUUACUGUUGCUCAUGGGAGUGGGCAUGGAAAAGGCCAGGAAAAUCUACUGAUGAUGAAAAGUCCUUCUGCCGACAACAUACACGUAUCGACUAGUUUUGCCAAGCCUGUGGAUAUUUACUGCCACAGAUUUGUGCAAGAUGCACAAAACAAAAUGUCCCAGCUAUCAGAGACCAGGUCUGUGUGUCAGCAGGAGAGUGAGGAAGGAAAUCAAACAACCAAUCAAGUUUCCAGUGAAGCAACCCAAUCAGAGUCAACGGAACAGACACCUUCCCGACCAUCUCAAUUGGAUGUGUCAUUUUCUGCAACAGGCCUACAGUUUUUGUCAGUUGAACCCUCAGUAGUAUCUCAAAAAAACCCCAACUCUGGUUCCAGCAUGCUUGAACUUGAGACAGGGCUUCAUGUAACUCCUUCUCCUUCAGAGACCAGUAGCAGAGCAGUCUCUCCCUUUGCAAAGAUCCGAAGUUCCAUGGUCCAGGUUGCAAGUAUUACCCAAGCUGGAUUAACCCAUGGGAUAAACUUCGCAGUGGCAAAAGUUCAAAAAAGUCCUGCAGAACCUGAGGUGGUUAAUGAAGUUCAGCAAAAUGAACUUAAAAAUAUGUUUAUACAAUGCCAGACACGGAUAAUUCAGAUUUAGUUUUUGGCCACAAAAUCCUUUCAUAGCUUUUAUUUAAAAAUUUGAAGUUUUUACAUGUUAGGGUAUUUAAUCUUACACUGUCUGAAUCUAGGGGUCACAGAUUCUGGUUUUGGGGGAAGGGUUUCAAAAGUCGGAACCUGAGCAGAUUGCUAAGUCAGAGCUAGGACUACAAAAGUGCAUCCUCCUAGAAAGUAGUUUGUACACUACAGAGCAUUUGCUCACUGGAGAGUAAUUUCAAGUCACUUUGGGAUAGGAUCUAAACCUUUGUUGGAGCAGGGUGGGUGGAGUGUCUGUCAAGUAGGCCCAUUAAGGGAUUAGUGUUUCUCCUAAUUUCUUCUGUUUGUCAGUUCAUUCCUGUGUAUUUAGCUUUUUGUGACUUCAAAGUGUUAACUAGUACCCAGAAGCAUUUGAAUAGAAAAAAGCUUUUCAUUUUGAUGGCUUAACCAUUCUCUGUGAGUUAUGAUUGAGGGUUGACACUAAAGUCAAGAAAUGUAUUCUCAUUUGAUCCUUGUUUUUCCAUAUUCCUACUUGAACAAAUUUAUAAUAUUCUGCCUAUAAACCCCCAAAUCUAGGAGCAUUAAGACUUGUCAGUAACUGAGAUAUCAAAUGUGAAUACUAGCACCUAUUAAACUGCAUUUUGCUGUUUUUAGAAAUGUAGGAAUAUAUAUACACACAUAUAUAUGUAUCAGCUACUGGAAAUUCUAGAAGGACAUCUUCAAGUUUUAACUUUUUACAACAGGCGAUUCCUCAACUUCCUGUCUACAAACUACAACUAUUGAAAAUUUAGUCUGGAGCACAACUUGUGCUAAAACUAGUUUUAUGACUAUACCCCUGACCACACAGAACUAGGGCCACUAACUCUCACAGUAAGAACGCUGAGUAUUCCAACAAGUAUCAGUUUGGUAUCUUUAGAGCCUUACUCUGUUGAAGUGAUUCUCAGCUGAACAUUGUGUCUAUUAUAACUCUGAUAUGCAUUCCACUUUUGUUAGUAGUGGUAUUUUUUUUUUUUGAAGUGUCAAAUCUUGUGACUAUUAAAAUAAAGUACCAACAUUUGGUUUGAGGUGUUCCAAAUAUUUUACUACUUUGAAGUGUUCUUAUUUUAGAAAUGAUGACCUGGAUCAAACAUUCAAAACUGAACGCUUUAUUCUAUUCCUACCAAGUUUGGGUCUUGAAAAUACUAAGAGUUCCCAUUAUAAGAGAAAAUAACAAGCCAAGAUUAGGUGAUAAAACAUGCAUAGAAAUUAGUUCUGAAGAUCCUGAAAACUAAACAUGGCCUAGUUCCAAACAGGGUUUUUAUACAUGUUUAGUUUCCUGGUCAUUUAUAUAGGGCAGACAUCUUGCCUUAAAUCACAGCAAUAGAUGUGACUGUCCACUUGAAUAAGGCAAGGGAGAAAAGAGCUCUUCUGCAGUGGACAGUGCCACUGUGCUACCUGGGUGGGCUUUGAAUAGGCGGUCAUCUUCCACACUUCCUUUUCGCUCUGCCAUGCUGUUCCACCAAGAGGACACAGGCUCUUUUUCUAUACAAGAUUACUUAGGAUGCUGAAUCUCACAAUUCAUGAAUAAUCCAAAGUGCUAGUAAUUUGGGAAGUUUUAUUUAUUGGCAAGAGGGCUCUUUCAAGGGAACUUUUCUGCAAGACCAAGAAAUAUAUUUCUCUUUGGUAAGUUACAAUUUACAUUGGCACAAUAAACAUGGUAACUUAUCUACUUUGUUCUAGGACCCAGUUAAGCCAUCUAAAAGUUUAAGGAAGGUCUAGCCUAUCAGUUAUAAAAAUGAAAACCAGUUAGAAUUCUAAUAUAAACAUUAUUUACAUUAGUUUAUAAAAAUAGAUUUGAAUUUAGGAAAAGUUACUAUUAAACAACUAGUAAUUUUUACGUCAGUUCACUAGGCAUUAACGAAUUCCUUGAUUUUUCAAGGCUGACCCUGUUUCCUUGGUUAACAAUGUCAAUUUAGGCCUUCCAUAAAAAAAAAAUUUAAGUGAUCUAUUUCCAACUAGGUAAGUUACUUACUAGAAGAAAUUAUAUAUAACAUUGAAUGCUUAACAAAGUAACAUUCUAAUCUUUCCGAAGAUCCUUCUUGCCACAAUUAUACAACUUAACAGUAAUUUUCUCUGAUAUUUUUGUUGGAUUUAAAACUAAUUCAUCUGGAGAAAACCUACCUGCAGUUGUAUCAGGCCAUUACUGGAGUAGCAGAUGUUAGUUGAUUUAACAUAUUUAGAAUAAAUGUGGUAAAAUCAUAAAAAGCUAAAAAUCCAAUAUAACCAACCAAAGCGAGUAAAUGACACUAGGAAAUAAUUAAAAGCCGUUCUUUCUAAAGAGAUACUAUUUUGCUCUUUCAUAUUUGGGUAAAACUUUGUAGAGCAGCAUUCCCUUAAGUGUGGUUCCCAAAUGCACUAGGAUGUAAUGAGAAAAAUAAAACAAUGUACUGGGGUUUUUUCCCUCCCCCAAAGCUACUUUUAUUCCACUUACAGGACUAUCAUGUUCUGAAAUUGUCCUUUAUGAAGAAAAAAAGGCAAAUAGUGAUUUCUUUUAGAUUACUUGACAAAAUAAACUGUCAACCCUAUGUCCCCCAAAUUUUUGGAAAGAUUACUGUUGACCCAUGAAAUUCAAAAGUCUGGGAACCACCACCAUGUAAAAGACUAGUUUUGCAGUCUGUUACCUGCUGAGUAGGAAAAAGUUUCUGUGGCCAAACCCCUGGGAAAUGAACAAUACAGAAUUUCACAUGGUCAUGUGAAUCAAUGGUAAACACACCCCAUUCCCCAAAUUUGGACUACUGACUACACCCAACCCCACCAUUAACUGAAAAGACACCUGAAGUGCACAAUUCU